AGAAACGUGUAUCGUGUUUAUGGCGUUGGCGCGGAUCUGUGAAGAAGUUGAAUGUGUGUGGGGCUGUGAUAAUGUUUAUUUUGGAUGGGAUAGAAGAUAGCAGUUUAUUUAAUUGCGGUUUGAACGACUUUUUACUGAAUGGCGGAGGGAUAGCGGUGAUGUUUUUGCUUAAAAUGUAGAGGAGUCGAUGUGAUCAGAAACUAUUGGCACUUUCUGAAUAACCAUUUUUUAAGCUAGAGUGUCAGCAAUGUCGAAGAUCAAGUCUAAGAAAAGCAUGAUGAACAGUGGACUGCAAUCAGACAUUUCUGUGUUUUUCUCCAAGGUACAGCCAAAAUCCCCAAAAAGAUUUACAGCCUUGCGCCCAAAUGUAGAUGUCUCGAUUAUGAAGACCUCUGUUAGGCAAGACACAAAGUUCCCACUCUUCUCCAUAAUCAUCCCGGAGACACCUGAGAGUGAGAAAAAGCGUCACUGCACAACACGGCCCUUUUCUGAGGAUCCAUUCUCCCCUGUGUCCUGUAGUCCACGUUCCCGAGGCCUCGUCUGCAAGGCCAAACUCUUGUCCAGAAGGUCGCUCCAACUACAGAACAAGAUGAGCCCAAAACCAGGGGACACUUUGGAAUCUGAGAAUAGUAUUGGUUGUUUUGGUUCAGUGAAACGGCUGGGGUAUGGUUCGGAGAUGCAGCAGACAUCCAAGCGCUCCAGAUCCAGAGAGUUCGAGAAAAGUUUUGGACAGGAUUCAAGCUCCGACAGGGAUUACUUCUGCAAAUUUCACCAGAAUAUUCAUGAAGCUGCUGAUCUGAAAGAUGUGAAAUCAAAAGGCUUCUCAAAGAAUAUUGAGAAAAAGUCUGACAAAAUACUAUCUGAGAAGAACAGUUCAAUAUCCACUCUGUCGAGUAAUAUACUGAGGAAUAUGAAUUCGGAAAAGAGUGAUGGUGCCAAUGGGUCAGUCAUAAAAUUACCAAGAAUUAAUUAUAAAAUCAGCUCGAGUGAAGAUGAAAAGGAGAACAUUGAUCUCAGUACUGAGCCAAGUACAGACUUGACUGAAAUAUCCAGUGAUAAUCAGUUGGAUCUUGUGGUGUCCUACAGUUCAUGGCUAUGCAAUAGUGAUGCUGGUGAAAAGAAGGAGAAUGUUCUUUCUUGUGAAAUUGAGAAGAAAUCAAAACAAGUGAACAACCUUGGUGAUGAAGAAAAGGCCAUCACAGCUUCUGAGGAGAAUGUAACUAUACUGGAUGACAGCUGGUUUAAUGACCAAAUGGAGCAAAGUUUUGAGGAGCCGGAACAUGAAAAGUCCGAACUUGAAAAGAAGAGAAGCAUUCCUGAGCAUGUGAUUCUGGCCUCUGGACUCCAUAACCGAUACUGGGUUCUAAACGUGCAAGAAACCACUGGAGCCCAAGGCUACAACGAGAAACAUUUAACCAUCACUUGCUCAAAGUCAUCCCACCCUACAGAGACCUGCAUUCUCAAGGAUGACUGGGAGAAUACCCCAGUUGCUGUGGGGGACAUUGUUCAUCUGGAAGGAGAGUGCGUUUCUGGCUUAUGGGUGAUAGACAGGAGCUCUGGUUUCCUGAUCCUUUUGCCUGAUCUGCUCAUCUCAGGGACCAGCAUCGCUAACAGUGUUCGCUGUAUGAGACGAGCUGUACUCGGAGAGAUUUUUAAGAGUUUGAAUGGUGGAAGCAAGCAGAUGCUGAAUGGGACCAUUGUUCAUGACAUCUUUCAAAAAGCUGCCAUGUCUUUAGACUUUUCUCCUGAAAAGCUAGAGAAGCUUGCCAGUGAAGCUCUGCUCAGCCCAGAAUACCUUAGACAACUGUACAGUCUCAGACUGACUGAAGCAGACAUGAAGCAGGAGGUGGAGGAAUAUCUUCCUGCAAUUGCUGAAUGGGCCAAAGACUAUCUCCACACCUUUGUACGGGCCCGGCAAAAACGGCUGACUUUCAGACUCCCCAGUGAUGGAGUUCUGAGCCGGCAGGAUUCAGACUGUAGUAUCGCCGUUACUGAUUUUGUGGACAUUGAGGAGAACAUCUGGUCUCCAAGGUUUGGUCUGAAGGGAAAAAUUGAUGUGACAGCCGGGGUAAGGAUCCACCGGCGAGGCAGGAAGCACGUAGACAAGAUUGUCCCAUUGGAGCUGAAGACGGGCAAGGAGUCGAACUCUAUAGAGCAUCGUAGCCAGGUUAUCUUAUAUACUCUUAUGAGCACUGAAAGACGGGAAGACGCUGAGGCCGGGUUUCUCAUCUACCUGAAGACUGGCAAUCUACAGCCCAUAGUGGGUAACCACAUGGACAGAAGAGAGCUGAUCAAACUGAGGAACUCUCUGGUUCAUCAUCUUAGCAACAGUGUCAUCAAGAUUGACGGCAGAAGCCGAAUGGGAUGUUUACCUGAAGUCAUCUCUGACCAGCAGGCCUGCAAGUACUGCCCACAGAGAAGAAACUGUGCACUUUACAACAGAGCUGUGGAGAAGGCUCCAGAUGCAUGUCCUUCUGAAGGUCCUCAGGCUUUCCUACAGCUUGAGAGUGAACAUCUGAACCCGCUUCACCUGCAGUACUUCAGCCACUGGUUACUGCUCUGUAGCUUGGAGGCACUCACCAUAGUGAACAAGGGAGGCUGUCGGAACAUCUGGCUCCAGUCUGCUGAGGAGAGAGAGAAGAAUGGUGGCUGUGUUGGGAACAUGGUAUUGGCAGGCAGCGUGACUGCUCUCUGUGGUGGUGUGUAUGUGCACCACUUUAAGCGCAGACAAGGAGAACUUGCACUAAUCACACUGAUAGUCGGGGACAGGGUGGUGGUCAGUGACCAGGACUCCAGGUUCAUUGGUCUAGCCACUGGAUACAUCACUGAGAUCACAAACACAGGAGUGACAUGUUAUUUGCAGAAGAAUCUCUCAAAGAAUUCCGCUGAUAUGGUAUUCCGGCUGGAUCAGGAUGAGGGCGCUGGAGGCCUGAGCACUCAUCUUGGAAACCUCUCCAUGCUGAUGGAGAACUCGCCGAACAGUGAUAGGCUGAGACAGCUCAUUGUGGAGUUUAAGCCUCCUCAAUUCAUCGAUAACCUCAGCAGUGUGUUGCCCCGAGAGGCCAAGGACACCGUAGCCAACAUUCUGAAAGGUCUCAACAAACCUCAAAAGCAGGCCAUGAAAAAGGUACUGUUGUCCAAAGACUACACACUUAUUGUUGGAAUGCCUGGUACUGGGAAAACUACUACCAUUUGUACUCUGGUGCGUAUUCUGCACGCCUGUGGCUUUUCUGUGCUCCUGACCAGCUACACGCAUUCUGCAGUAGACAACAUUUUGCUGAAGCUGAAGAAAUUUAAAGUUGGCUUCCUGCGCCUGGGCCGAACUCAUAAAGUGCACCGUGACAUCUUGCCCUUCACUGAGGAGCAGACUCGGACCAGGGGAAUCAACACCCUUGACCAGCUGGAGGAUCUCUAUAAUAAAGAGCUUGUUGUAGCCACUACAUGUAUGGGUGUGAACCACCCGAUCUUCAGCCGACAGCGCUUCGAUUUCUGUAUUGUGGAUGAGGCGUCUCAGAUAAGCCAGCCUGUGUGCUUGGGACCACUCUUCUAUGCUCAGCGGUUUGUUCUUGUAGGAGAUCACCAACAGCUGCCUCCCAUUGUCCAAAAUGCUGAGGCCAGGGCUUUGGGCAUGGAUGAGAGCUUGUUCAAGCGUCUCGAGCAUCACAGUCAGGCUGUUGUUCAGCUAAAUGUCCAGUACAGGAUGAACAGGAUGAUUAUGUCCCUGAGCAAUGCUCUGAUGUAUGAGGGCAGGCUGGAGUGUGGCUCGGAGCGGACUGCCAAUGCUCAGCUGCAGCUGCCCUGCAUGGCCGCACUAGAGAGUGAGCUGUGUGUGUGUCAGCCUCAGUACACUGCCUGGGUCCACGCUGCGCUCGAUCCUCAAAAAUCUGUCUGCUUUCUGGACACAUCACAGGUUCCAGCCCUAGAGACGGUGGAGAAGGGUGGAGUCAGUAAUCACACAGAGGCCAUCUUGGUGCAUGCUCUCAUUAGCCUGCUGCUUAAGGCCGGCUGCAGGGCGAGUGACAUUGGGGUCAUCGCUCCAUACCGGCAACAACUCAAGGCCAUCACCGCUCUGCUGGAAGAAGAAUCCUUCAGAGCCGUGGAGGUGAACACUGUGGACAAGUAUCAGGGUCGGGACAAGAGCGUCAUCAUUGUGUCCUUUGUCAGGAGUCACACAGAGGGCAACCUGGGAGAGCUGCUGAAAGACUGGCGAAGGCUGAAUGUGGCCAUCACCAGAGCCAAACAUAAGCUGCUGAUGCUGGGCUCAGCUCCUGCGCUGCGCCUGUACACUCCACUGGAGAAACUUCUCACUCACAUGCAGCAAGAGAACAUGAUCUGCCAGCUGCCCGCUGCUGCUCAUGAGGCACUACCUUGCAUCAAAAUGUGACAUUUAGUGGACUCUCACACUGCAGCUUCUUAGCACCAACUCCCAUUGAGUUAAAGAUCCCUAAAGACAGAGUUUCUCUGAGCCUGAAUGAGAGUUUGGACUGCUAAAUAGAUGCUACAUUAUAAUACCUCAUGGUUAAUAACUGACUUUUUUUAAACCCCAGUUUUUUUGUGUUUUCAUAUGCUUUUAUUAAGAGGAUUUUUUUUAACAGAUAUUCAAAGUAUUUUGUAUGUAAAUAGUUUUGUGAGAUUUUGUAUGUUUUCCUCUAAUAAAGAUAUUAAAGUUUCUAAUUACAAA
This is a messenger RNA of Neoarius graeffei (lesser salmon catfish), 4681 nucleotides long. RefSeq names its product DNA replication helicase/nuclease 2 (gene dna2). The record is from RefSeq and is a predicted model, not a curated record. The transcript has 23 exons. NCBI's taxonomy places the organism in Eukaryota, Metazoa, Chordata, Actinopteri, Siluriformes, Ariidae. Bases 248 to 4384 code for a protein of 1378 amino acids. Gene Ontology annotation, molecular function: single-stranded DNA helicase activity; 5'-flap endonuclease activity. Gene Ontology annotation, biological process: replication fork reversal. Gene Ontology annotation, cellular component: cytoplasm.